AACUAUAAACGCAACUAUUAAAAGUUGUGGUUUGAUUAAUCUAUGGUUAUAAUGAUUGUAUACAUGUGAAGUGUAUUUUGUAUAUUGUUAUUUAUCGUGUAUGUCUUGUAAAUUGUAAAAUAAUUGAUUUUUGAUCUAGUUAUUAAUACUACAUACAACUUUUUGUGAUCUGUUUCUUUUUUUUUAAUAAAUGUGUAAAAGUGAAAUGAUUCCAUAAUCUUGUGUUUGUAUUUAUUGUGCAAUCGUUUACGUGAAAGUGAAAGUUUAGAUAAAUCGAAUAAAAAACUAUCAAGUGUAUCUAAAAACAUGGGGGAUAAAUAUAAAAGAAAUUCUUCUGGAAAUGAAGCACCUCAUUCUCGAUUAUUCAUAAUUGGUUCUAAAGAUAUAAACGAAGAUAAUAUUAGAGAAGCUUUUAGAGAUUUCGGUCAUAUAAAAGAAGUUUGGGCUGUUAAAGAUAGAAAUACUGGAACUAAUAAAGGAAUAUUUUACGUGCAAUAUAGUAAGACGUCAGAGGCUGCUAGAGCAUUAGAAAAUAUGAAGGGGAAAUUUUUGGUGAACAGGACUAUUAAAGUAAUGAUUGCGUCUAGUCGCGAGGAAGGUUCAGUUAAAGGAGACGAUAACGAAGAAGAAAAUCUUAAAAGAUUGUUUAUCGUGGUAUCAAAAUCAGCUACUGAUAACGAAUUAUAUGAUUAUUUCAAACAAUUCGGAACUAUCGAAUAUAUAAGUAUCGUUAAAGAUAAAGAAAAUCAACAAAAUAAAGGAUUCGCUUAUGUAAAAUUCGUCAAAUUUUCCGACGCAGCUUUAGCUUUGGAAGAAUGUGAUAAAAAAUACAAGGCAGUUUUCGCACAACCCCGUAAACGCCGUGAGGAAAUUUAUAAAGAUAAUCGAUUUAAUCAAAUCGCAGAUCAAUCGUAUAAUCAAGACGUUAAUUGUCCGUCUUUCAAAGCUGACGGAAUCUAUAAAUUUUCAGUUAUUGCGGCUUCAAACGUUGGGCAAGAACAAUUGUGGAAACUGUUCGAUCUCGUCCCCAGUCUGGCUUAUUGCCAGUUCCGCAGCUCGGAGAGAAAUCGAAAUAUAUACGAGGUGGUUUACACGAAUUAUCAAUGGAGCAAAUACGCUUUGGGAAAAUUCAACGGAUUCGAAUACCCACCGAGAAAUCACCUGAUAGUGAAAUCCGAAAGUAAUAAAAAAACUUCAGGUUUUUUAUCGAAUAACGCCCCUUUAAAAAGAUCUGCUUCGCCCGUCGGACCUCCCUCUUCGAUCGCCACCGCGGAAAUUAUGCACCUGGCCGAAACUAUAGCUCAAGCUAGUACUUUGAUAGAAAAAGCGGGAUUUUCACCAGCUUUACUUCAAUCGAAAUUGGGUGGCAUCGCGUCUCAUUCUCAACCGGACGCGGAUUUUUGCGAUAAACCUCUACCCCCUCGUCAACCCCUUGCCGAUAUCGAUUCGAAAAUCGAAGCGAGGUGUUUUGUCAUUUGUACCCCGUCGCCGUUACGUAAUAGCGUGUUACAGGAUGUUUUUAGUAGAUUCGGGAAUCUCAUCGAGGUUUUUUUGUUAAAUCAAAAAACUUACGGUUAUGCUAAAUUCGCUUCCAGGGAAUCCGCGGAGCAGGCGAUAAAAACGUUACACGGUGUACAAGUUUUGGGUGUACGUCUAAAAGUUUUGGAAGCAGACGAACGACCAGAUAAAAGACAAAGAAUGGAAAAAGACAUUGACGAUUAAUAAAUUCGAAAUUUGACCGAUAAAAUCCGUUUUAACUAGACUUAUUAACAACAUGGACGAGAACAACUUUUUUUACCGACCGUACAAUUUUAGACUUACGAAACACAAAAAAAACACCAUUUUAGCGAUAAGACAUUUUAUUUAUAUUUAAUGUGAUGUAAAAAUAAAUCGAAUAAACGUGAAAAA
Diorhabda carinulata is the source of this 1908-nucleotide messenger RNA. RefSeq names its product RNA-binding protein 45. Gene Ontology annotation, molecular function: RNA binding. Lineage: Eukaryota; Metazoa; Arthropoda; Insecta; Coleoptera; Chrysomelidae. The coding region runs from base 307 to 1722 and encodes 471 amino acids. The transcript is spliced from 11 exons. The record is from RefSeq and is a predicted model, not a curated record.